Molecule: messenger RNA, 1989 nt
Organism: Mixia osmundae IAM 14324
Lineage: Eukaryota; Fungi; Basidiomycota; Mixiomycetes; Mixiales; Mixiaceae
Exons: 13
Coding region: 1-1989 (662 amino acids)
Biological process (GO): protein secretion; vesicle-mediated transport
Cellular component (GO): Golgi membrane
Source: RefSeq, a predicted model, not a curated record
AUGAGCACCAUCCAAGCAGACGAGGACCUCGAGCAGGGCCAUAUACAGCCCUCAGGGACUCUACAGCCAGGCGGGCUGGCGACAGCCCAGCCACAGAGCAGUGCAGACCCGCAGCUUUCCAUAUGGCAGCAAUCCUCACAUCCCGUAGCGCUCUUCUUCCUCUUUGCAUUUCGCUCGGCUGCUGUAGCAACGUACCUGCUCUGCGGCUUCUUCAGCAAUUCAUAUGUCUUUUCGACUGUGCUGGUGGUCGUCCUGCUAUCUGCCGAUUUCUGGACUGUCAGGAACGUGUCUGGACGUGUCCUCGUCGGGCUGCGCUUCUGGAACCAAGUCGACGAGGAUGGCACGAGCUACUGGGUCUUUGAAUCACGCGAUCCCACGCAGCCAGCGAAUGCCGUGGACUCUAGGAUGUUCUGGGUCGCGCUAUAUACUUUCCCGGUCGUCUGGUUCUUUCUGCUGUUCAUUGGACUGUUCAGCAGCAUCUCCUUCAUCCCCAUCGUCAUCCUCGCACUCGUCUUCAACGUCACCAACACGAUCGGAUUCUCAUAUGCCGAUCGAGACGCCAAAAGGAAGUGGGCAACGGGGAUGGCUGCCAACAGCAUGUUCGGCGGCCUCGGUGGCGUUGGGGGCACAGUCAUCUCUGGGCUACUCAGGAGUGGUAUGGGCAAGGUGUUCGGGCCACGCGACCUCGGCGCCGGAGCCGGAGCCGGAGCUAAUUUGGUCGCCAAAGCGCUUCCCCAGAUUUUGCGGACAGGUCCUCCUCAAGAGAUGGCAUUGAGCGACGAAGACUUGGCGAGCAGUACAGACAAGCUUGUACUGGACAGUCAUGCGCCCAGUCUGUCUGUCGGGGCCAAGGAGCUCUACGCCAGCCACAACGGACACGCCAAACCUGUCGAUAUCAGGCCGAGUUCGAGCCAGAUGGAGCUAGAAGAUGACGGCGAUGAUGAGAGUAUAUCUUCGAAUGAGGACCCGGAGUCUGCGGCAGCCAGGAGAGAUGCAAUGGCACGAGCCAAGCUGGCCAAUCUCUCGCCUUGCUCUGGCUCCAUCUUGCUCAACCCUGGCUCGGAUACACCGUCGCCCCGGUUUGCGAACCCACUGGCGUCCCUCAAAGAGUCUUCCCUCUUUGGUGGCAGCGAACGGAGCAGGAAGGUCAGCAACUCGUCAAGCAGCGCCAGCAGCCCUCGCCGUCCACCGGCGAGACGGUCGAGCAGUCUCAUCUCGACCAGCACAAAGCAGUCCUCCACUUCGCCAAGCAGCGCAAAGUCACCCAGUCUCACCUUUGCCCCUCUGCCCGAACCAGGCAGGAAGCGUGCCUCCUCCAUCACGCUCGGCGUCGCUGCCCGCGCGAGCCUGCUCAACACUCAGGCAGGCAACAAUCCUCAGCCGAGACAGCCAUCCCCGAGCCGUCCCGUUCAGCGCACAGGUGGCUCAGGCUCUCCCUGGGCCCAGACAUAUCAAGUCGGUCCGGCCGGAUUCAGUAAUGGGCCUCCCGCCUGGUAUGCUGGUGGACCGCUCCCACCUGGUGUCUAUACGGUCGAUGAUGUCGGACGAGGCGUCAAAGCAGCCUGGAAGAAGCUCAAGAAACGGUCCUCGUCCCGUGACAGCAAGGCGUCUCUGUCCUCUUCGCCGACACGCAGCGAAUCAGGCAGCUCGGUCGCCACGACAGCCGAUAGCGAUCCCGAUCCUCGCAAGCCGGCAGAUGAUACGAUACACGAAGCAGAUGAGUCAGAGACUUUCCCCGAUGCUGUCGAAGAGCAGCAGUCCGACGAUCGACACGGACGCCCGACGCAUCGCCAGCCGGAUCAUGUCGACGAGAGAUUGAGAACGAAGCAGCUCGAGCACUGGGAUAUGAGCACGCCCACAAGGUCCCGUCGAUCGUCAGUCGAUAAUCCUGGCGAGCCCGUCGCGUUGUCGCAUUCCGACUUGGUACACCAUCUCAAGUCGAGCGUACUGGGAUUCGAACCUCACGAAGCGCAUCCGGCACUCGCUUGA